Molecule: messenger RNA, 696 nt
Organism: Meloidogyne enterolobii
Lineage: Eukaryota; Metazoa; Nematoda; Chromadorea; Rhabditida; Meloidogynidae
Source: the annotation of a GenBank genome assembly
AUGGCUCUGAUGCUGUCAAUAACUGCUCCUAUUCUCCUCCUAGACGAAAUUGAAAUCUCAAGAUUUUUCAUUGGCUUCAAUUCUGGUUUAUUUUGUUUAAUAAAUUUGAAACGAUUUUAUUUACGAUUUUCAGGAAUCAAUACGGGACUUGCAUCAAUAUAUCUAAGCGAAAUUGCUCCAAUAAAUUUGCGUGGUGCUGUAGGAUGUAUGUCCAAUGUCUUCCUCUAUACUGUCUUUCAAUUCGCGUUGGUUGUUGGCCUGCCUUUUACGUCGGGAGAUGAGGAGAAUUGGCAUUUAAUAUUUCUACUUUCCUACAUACCUCUAAGUGUUCAAUUAACUUUGUUGGGGUUCUUCUGUCCUGAAUCACCCAAAUACUGCUACAUUGUUCAUGAAAAUUUUAUGGAAGCUGAGAGGAGUUUGCAAUUGCUUAGAGGAAGGAAUGAUGUGACAACAAUAGUCCCUAUUAAUGCUUCAGGAGGAUGUCUUGCUGCUUAUCUCAGUAUUGUCUUCAUUGCAGUUUAUGUUGUCUUCUUCUCUUUUGGAUUUGUUGCAAUAAUCGAAACCUAUUUGAGCGACCUUUUUCCUUCAGGAGCCCGCACAGCUGGUUGUAGUGCCUCAACAUUGGCAUCAAAGGAGCGUUACUUCAUCAACUUUGCUAUUCGUUUGACUAAAGAGAAGCCUAAAGGAAAAGGUUAA